AUGGCCUCACCAGUCUCCCGCAGUGUCUACUUCACACUGCAGCAUACAGGGACAAUUUUGUCAGCCACGUUUGAAAACGGAAAGAUAGUCAGUCAGGAUACACUUUCUGUCGGCAUUUACCCUCAAAACUGGGUCGAUGCCCUGUUAGAGAUGGAAGUAACUCUCGGCUGUUCCAAAGAUGUCGACUUUGAAUUUAAUAUGUUCAACAACCAAUCACCCGACCUAACAACUGCGAGCACAACACCUUGUUUCGUGACCCCAGACCGUGCAGCUACCCCUGUCGAUGACUAUUUCAGCGCCCUCGAAGAACCACUAUAUUCAAAAUGGAUCCAUCCUAAUAUGCAGAUGCAUCAAGGAAACACUCAGUGGCUAUCCACAAAGAAAUCGUCUCCAAUGCCUAUGCCAACACCAAGCUCGGUCAUUUGCCCCUCCGGAACCAUAAAUUCACAUCAAAUUCCUGGGGAAAAGGAGCACUGUUGUUCUCAUGCCCCAAUAGCACAGAAAGCUCCCGACUGGAGCUCCAAGCGGAUGACGAAACUACAAAAUCUAUUGACUGCUAUUUGCAAUCACCCUGUCCCAACAAUAUCGGAGCACAAUGGUCAAGUCGAAGGACUGUACAAUGGCUCCUGUCUUCCUUCAACUCUACAUGGAAUGUCCAGCGUGCAAUUUGCAGGAGCUCUCAGUCGGCUUGGCAAUGUCUCAAACACGUUGGGGUUUAUAUACGGCAUGCUUAGCUGGGAGAUUUUCAAGAGAGAAGAGGAAAGAGUGAUUAGAGAGGAAAAUCUUUCUCCUGUCCUUGCUGCGAAGAAGGUAUGGGUCCCCCUUUUCCGCUGGUCCCGUUUGUGGAUCUCAAUACCUAAUAUUUGCUCUCAGGUAAACCGACAGAUGUCAGAGCUUCUGAAGCACUCGGGGAAAGCAAAGGAUUGGGCUAGCGAUGGUCGAAAAGCCGCUAAAAUAGUGUUUGGGUCAUUGGAAGGAUGCAGCAAAGCAGUCAGGUCAUUCGCUCUUUUCCUGCUCGGCAAUGUUUGCAGCCUUGACAAUAUGCUCAAGAUUGCCCACUUCCCUAUCAUCCGGGAAAACUUCCAAAUGAGCUUUGCGCAAAUUGUUGCUGAAAGGACACCACAAUGGGAGGCCUUGGAGGCCAACAAUUACAAGGUCUUUGACUAUGCUGAAUUUCUCAGACUUCGCGGACCCCCGGCUGGAUCGUAA
This is a messenger RNA of Penicillium cinerascens, 1209 nucleotides long. RefSeq lists its product as uncharacterized. The record is from RefSeq and is a predicted model, not a curated record. The coding region runs from base 1 to 1209 and encodes 402 amino acids. The transcript has a single exon. Lineage: Eukaryota; Fungi; Ascomycota; Eurotiomycetes; Eurotiales; Aspergillaceae.